UACAUCCGGGGCAUUCAGUAGUUUCACAUGUAGGUCGGUUCAGCUCCCAUAGAGUGUCCUGGUACAGAAGCUCCGGGUGCUACUCUGGUGUUUACAUCCACAUUUGACAGAGAUUAUGGCACUAAUAGGGAUUCAACUGGUGGUCAGCUUGCUGGCCGCCAGCGUCAUGCAGAGGAUGGCCCCACACUGCUCAUUUGCACGGUGGCUCGUCUGCAAUGGCAGUUUGUUCCGAUUCAAACACCCGUCAGAGGGAGAGUUGUUCGCCUUGGCAGGAAAACAGAUGCCCAAACAGAACAGAAGAGACAGGAGACAGAAUGGAGAGAACAAGCCUCUCACGGUGCCCAAAGACAUUGACCUUCACCUGGAGAAAGCGCCGGUCAACGUGAUGGAUGCUCUUGUCCUGCGUUUUUUCCUGGAGUACCAGUGGCUUGUGGAUUUUGCUGUCUAUGCCAUGGGCGUCUUCCUGUUUACUGAGUGUUAUUAUAGUGUGGCGGACGCCAGUAAAGAGGUCAACAUCGGAGCCUUCUGGUGUGUCCUAACGGUUGUGUUUGGACUAAAGGCCCUUCACACUCUGAUGAGUCACUACUUUCGCUCGGAGGAGGGCGGCGAGCGCUCCGUGUGCCUCGCCUUCGGCUUCCUGUCUCUGCUGGUGGCCAUGCUGGUUCUGGUGGUCCGAGAGGAAUACCUGGAGUUCGGCCUGGAGCCCGGCUUUUCCAGCCUGUUCGACAACUUGGAGACGUUCGCUAAGCAUCAGGGUUAUGCUGAUUGGUCGAUCCCGGUGACGAAGCUGAGUGUGAAGCUGGGCCUCGCUGCUGUCUGCGCUUACAUCGGGUCCCUGCUGGCCUUCCCUGGACUCAGGCUGGCUCAGACUCAUCUAGAUGCUGUACAGAUGAACUCUGACCGCCCUCUCAUUCAGAUUCUGCUGCACAUGAGUUUCUUAUCUCCCGUCGUCGUGUUGGUUUUGUGGGUAAAACCCAUUGCUAGAGACUUUUUGGCCAACGCGCCCAUGGGAAAGACUUCUGUCACCCUGGUGAGCAGCGCAGCAUUCGACAGCAUGCGCCUGUGGAUCAUCGUGGCCCUGUGCGCGCUGCGUCUGGCGCUGACCCGGUACCACCUGCAGGCCUACCUUAACCUGGCUCAGAAGUGGGUGGAGCAGAUGAAGAAGGAGGCGGGACGAAUCGCUGCCAUCGAUAUCCAGCGGAAGGUCACGCGUGUGUUUUGCUACCUAACGGUGGUUACACUUCAGUAUUUGGUACCUAUUCUGCUCAUCCUCUUCUCCACGUUGGCACUCAAGGUGCUGGGGAACUUCUCCUGGGGUUUCAAUGUCGAGGAGACACCGGGUGUGACGCCAGCGCUGGUGCUCCCCACAGCAGCACCCGUGCCGUCUGGCGGACUCGACGAGGACGAGGACGGGAUGGAAGACAUGGAGGAGGACAUCCAGGCCACGGUGGCACGCCUGUCAGAGACGUUCGCCGCGCUGCGCUCCGUCCUCACUCCUCUCUUCCUCCGCGGUCUCUUCGCCUUCCUCACUUGGUGGGUCGCCGCCUGCCAAGUGAUCAGCUCUCUGUUUGGCGUCUACUUCCACCAGUACCUGAUGCAGAACUGAGGAAACUGGAGCGCCGGAUACACGCAAGUCACUUCUAACUCUCGCUGUACGAGACACUGCUGGAAGGGUGAUGGACACAGGGACAAUAGUGGAUGACCACAGACUGAGACUGAGUUUGGUUGGAAGAGGUAAACCAGCAGGCCUCUGGCAUCAGUGACACAAAUAUAGAGAAAGAACCAUGACUUGUUUCACAAAGCAAGUUCAGCUUGUAUCAAUUUGUACGACUUCACUUGGUCAUAUCAUGGAAGCAGCAUUUUUAGCAAAGGAGGAAUAACUGAGAACAGAUCUAUGUUUUCUUUUUGGUUCAGAUCUAACUUGACUGUAUAACUUUAAAGGUAUUCAAACC
This is a messenger RNA of Xiphophorus couchianus (Monterrey platyfish), 1952 nucleotides long. It is a transcript of the gene tmem161a, whose product is annotated as transmembrane protein 161A. The coding region runs from base 116 to 1606 and encodes 496 amino acids. The record is from RefSeq and is a predicted model, not a curated record. Lineage: Eukaryota; Metazoa; Chordata; Actinopteri; Cyprinodontiformes; Poeciliidae. The transcript has 11 exons.